This is a messenger RNA of Colletotrichum gloeosporioides, 5313 nucleotides long. Its product is annotated as Kinesin-like protein KIF21B. The record is from RefSeq and is a predicted model, not a curated record. Gene Ontology annotation, molecular function: microtubule motor activity; ATP binding; microtubule binding. Lineage: Eukaryota; Fungi; Ascomycota; Sordariomycetes; Glomerellales; Glomerellaceae. Bases 1 to 5313 code for a protein of 1770 amino acids. The transcript has 4 exons. Gene Ontology annotation, biological process: microtubule-based movement; mitotic spindle organization.
AUGGCCAGCUCGCCGCCGGCCUCUCCCGGGAAUCAAAUACCCCAAAGACCGAUGAGCGCCAUGGUGCGACCGUCACCGAGAAGUAAUAGCCGCCUGAGCAUGACCAGCAAGCAUGGCGGUGGUAGCAGAGCAUCUGACGAAGAUGCCCGGACCGCCGUCAAAGUUGCCGUGCGCGUUCGGCCAGCACUCAAGCCCACAGACCCGGGUUACGAAUUGAUUCCUCAACGAUUUCAGCGAUCAAUGGUCCAGGUCACGACAGACACCAACAUAGCAAUCGAUUCCCCGCAAGGAAGGAAACUUUUCGUGUUUGACCGUGUUUUUGGCUCCGAUGUAGACCAAGAGGGAAUCUGGGAGUAUCUGAGCGAUUGCGUCAACGCCUUUAUCCAAGGUUACAAUGUCUCGCUUUUGGCGUACGGACAAUCAGGAGCUGGAAAGUCGUACACAAUGGGCACAUCCGGGCCCAAUGAACAGGGCGACCUCGAAAUCAUGGGUGUCAUUCCCAGGGCGGCGACGGCACUCUUCGAAAAGCUCGACGGGCCAGUCAUAUCAAAAAAGCAGGCCAACCGCGGGUCAAUGUCCCAGCUGCGGACACCACACCGAUAUUCUGCCCAAGGAGCAUCAAGCUUACCGUCAGAGAAGAACUGGUCAUUGAAGGCCACAUACGUCGAAAUCUACAAUGAGCAGCUGCGAGAUCUCCUAGUACCAGACAACGUUCCACAACAUGAGCGCACCAACGUUACCAUUCGCGAAGAUGUCAAAGGCAACAUCAUUCUCACCGGUCUGCGGCAAGUCGAAAUUAACUCAGUAGACGACCUCAUGAAUGCAUUGAAUUUCGGCUCGACCCUUCGACAGACAGAUGCGACGGCUAUUAAUGCUAGGUCUUCCCGGUCUCACGCCGUAUUCAGUCUCAAUUUGGUGCAACGGAAGAGCGGCCUGCAGGGUUCAAAUGGUGCCGACAAGCGAUUUUCCGUUCCGAUCGAGGCUAUGACGGGAUCCGAGACCUGGGUCACAACGGACAGCAAACUCCAUUUCGUUGACUUGGCUGGCAGUGAACGACUCAAGAACACCGGUGCCCAAGGGGAGCGUGCCAAGGAAGGUAUUUCCAUCAACGCGGGUCUGGCCGCGCUCGGCAAGGUCAUCUCACAACUGUCUUCACGACAAGCCGGAUCGCACGUUUCUUACCGUGACUCCAAGCUCACUCGUCUGCUCCAAGACUCACUGGGCGGGAAUGCCAUCACUUAUAUGAUUGCUUGCGUGACGCCGGCCGAGUUCCAUCUGAGCGAAACGCUAAACACCGUCCAAUAUGCGCAGAGGGCCCGAGCUAUCCAGAGCAAGCCCCGGAUCCAGCAGGUUGAGGAAGGUGACAAGCAGGCUAUCAUUGAUCGUCUGAAGGCGGAAGUAGCCUUCCUGCGGGAGCAAAUCCGUAGCGCUGAGCGGGGAGGGGGCGAGCGACGCACAGCCUCUGCAGGUGAGAGGUCCGAGCGACAGAAUGAGCGGGAAGUUGAGCUGCAAAACCAGCUGCUGGACGCCCAGGAAAACUACACGACCCUUAGCCAACGUCACGCGAAGUUAAUUGCAGAAAUGGCCAAGGCCCGCGACAACGAGCAAGCCGAGAACGAUCAACUUGAGGAGUCACUGGGCGACACUGCGACAGAGCGACUGAAUCGAUCAAAUUCCUUUGCUGCCGCUGUCGAGCAGGUUGUCUUAGAAUACGAGAAGACCAUUCAAACCUUGGAGCAGUCUCUGUCGAGUACCCGCGGCACAUUGUCGAACACCGAAGCCAACCUGUUGGAGAAGGAGACGAAGUGCACUUACAUCGAAACGAUCAACACACAACUGCAAGCACGCCUGCAAAAGCUCAUGGAUCGCGAGGCCAGUACCGAGAACUAUCUCCACGACCUGGAGAACAAGCUUGACGGUCACACUUCUGGCGAAGAGAAGAAUGCGACAAUCAUUGUGGAACUGCGCAAGGAAAUUUCUCGCCUUAGAGAGAACGAGGCUUCCUGCGAGGACUACAUCUCGACACUGGAAGAGCGCCUUGCAGAGGCUGACCAGGAUGCCGAGCUGAUGCAGCGUGAGAUUGACCGACUCGAGCAGGUGAUUGAACGCCAACGAUCGCUCGGAAAGUUGGAUUCUCUCUUGACCGAACUAGACCACAUCCAGGGCGAUAGCAAAGUCCCGGAACCCGAGACCGAGGGCCCGAAUGGUCUUGCACGACGACAGAUUCCCGAUCACUCUCGCAGUCACUCUCAUGUCAGCCGUAUGAGCCGCGACGUCAUCCCCGAAAAUGUCGAGGAGGAGGCAGCAGCCAGCAAAGCCGUCGAUUCAGGCGAGAAGGGCGGAUCAAACGGGGAGAAGACCAACGGAGUCAAGACACCUGAGGCUGAUGAGCAGGCCUUGAACGCCGACAAGCAUGAGUACCCGCCACAAAGCCCUGCCCAAUCCAAGUUUGUCCAAGAUAAGCUGGAAAACGUCACCCAGGAGCUCCUCGACCUACGCGUUGAGCAUGAGACGACCAUCAACGAGUUUGACUUGUUGAACGCCAAGUACGAGGAAGCGUUGCGCACCCUCGCUGAUCUUCAGGACACCAUCGAUGAGUCACGACACCCUGAGCGCAAGGUCAGAGACUCGAUGAUGUCUGUCACUUCUCCCAACCUCACCAGACCACCUUCCUUCUUCUCCGAUGCUCGGUCGAGCGACUUGAAGGAGAAUGGCCAGUUCUCGUCUCGGUCCUUGUCUUCCGAGUUGUCCUCCGCCAUGGAGUCGCCAGCCAACGUCGACCCCUCUGAUGCGGAGACUGCCACAGCCAAGCCCGAGGGAGAGUCUGAUCCCGAGCAUCUUUCGACCGAGGAUCUUAUGCACCAGGACCUUCUCGCAACGGAGGUUGAGAGGUUCAAGAUGUUGGCAGCCGAGAAGGAGGAGGCCGAAAAGGAGCUGGCUGACAAGUACACCCAACUUGAACAGAAGCACCACGAGGCUCUGGACAUGCUCGAGGAGCUCAAGACGGAGGUUGCACAAGCCAAGGCCUUGGAGGUUACCUCGCCGCGAAGCGGACAACCUGUCAUCCGCCGCAAAUCCAGCCAGAAUGUCAUGAUUAUCGAUCGCGCUCACCGAUCGUUCGCCUCGCUCCGUAACAUCGCCGCGGAGAACUUCGAAGAGCAGCCCGAUGUAAUGCAGAACUUUGAGCUGAACCUCAACGCCGCCAUGCACGAACUCCACGCUCGUUCUGAGAGAAUCCAGGAACUCGAGGCAGACAUUGCAUCCACCAAGAAGGAGAUCGAGACAAAGAUGACUAUCAUCUCUGGCCUCACCCGUGAGCGCUCCAGUUUGAAGGCCUCUCCGAUGGACAUGUCUGUCGUUUCCAACCUCAAGAACCAACUGGAGGCAAAUGAGAAGCAGAUGAGGGAUAUGAGGGAGACUCAUGAGGCCAGCGAAAAGAAGCUGAUGGCCGAGCUCGAGAGCCUCCGAACUGCCGUGAAGGAGAUUCCUGCAGAGGACGCCGAGUCAUCACCUCAAGCUAACGAGGCUGCGCUUGCGGCUGCCACUGCGGCUGCCGUUGCUGCUGUUCCUGAGGCAUCCACAGAUAUUUCCGACGUUCAAACCAGAGCAGUACCAACGACCGAGGAGAACGACAAGAAGAUUACUGAACUCCAGACCGAACUGGUCAGCUGGCAAACGAAGCAUCAGACCGCCCUCGACACGAUGCAAGAAACGGAGGCCAAGAUGAAAAAGACAAUCGAGGAGCUCGAGGCUGAGAUCACUUCUCUCAACACUAGAACCACCGAGCAAUCUGCUACACGAAGUGAUGAAGAGGUCAAGGAGAUUGAGGAGAAGCACGAGACCCUAGUCAAGAACCUUCGCAAUGAGAUCAACGAGUACAAGGCCGCUAUCGAUGCCAAUGCUAGCAAGGUCACCGAGCUCGAAGCCGUCCACGAAGCUACCAAGGCGGAGUUGGAGGAGGCCAUCAAGGCCCGUGACCUGCACGAGACACAAGCCAAGACUCAGCAGAGCUUGAUUUCGAACCUGGAGAACCAGAUUGCUGCCCACGAGCAGGCUCUCAAGACCCACCAAGACGGUAUGAAGCUGUUGCAAGAGAACCACGCCAAGGAGCUCGAGGAGAUGAGGCAGUCAGAGCAGAAGGGCUACGAAGAACAGGUCGCUGUUCUCCUGAAUGAGCAUGCCGAGAACGUCAGACUCCUCGAGUGUGAGCUCAACGACGCCCGGGAGGAUCUUAUGAAGGUUGCUACCCAGGUCGCAUUCGCCCUUGGUCUCGACGUCAGCAUCGAGAAGAUCACUGAGCGCAUCGAUGACCUCAUCGCCGACCAGAAGGCCUUGACCGAGGAGCAGAAGAAGUCGGGCGAGAUUCAAAAGCAUGUCACUGAGCUGUCGACCAUUAACGACAACAUCCUCAAGGAAUUGGAGCAGGCCAAGUCGACCCUUACUGAUUUGCUUACCGCCGAGGGCGAGCCUAUCAGAAGCCCCGCUCCUCUUCCCGACCAGCUGUCCGCUAUCCGCAAGAAGAUCGGAGACCUGGAACACAGGAACAAGAAGAACUCCCGUCUCGUGGAGGAACUUGAGGAUCAGCUUCAAAGCAACUUCGAUCAGGUUCAGAUGACCAACAACCGUCUGUCUACGCUGCAGACCGAGCGCAACGCUCAGAUCGAGGAUGCGCAGGCUGCUAAGUUCAAGGCCGAGUCUGAGUUGGAGUCUCUUAGGGCCGAGUACGCCGCUCUUCAGGCCAAGCUUGACGAGGUAUCCAACUCUGGCAACGUACAGCGAUCCAACUCAAUGAGCUCGCCUCUGCGCAAGAGCUCAUCCGCUGCUUCUCUGCCUUCUCCCCCACCGGCUAUUCCUCUGCCGCCCCUCCCUGGUGCCAACGCCGGUCCCAACGGAACAGUUCCGAGCACUCCUACGCAGGGAACCCGGCCCGCCAGCAAAGACCACCAUGGUGCUGUCAACCAAAUCCAAGAGGACCAGGAGGCCCGCAUCCGCACCAUCGAGAAGCAUCUCCAAGCCGAGAAGCAGCUCACUCAGACCCUCGAGGAGGCUCUCACGGACCUCGAGCGCCAAUCCAACAAGGUCAAGGCAGACAGCGAUGCCUGGCGCAAGCGCUGCACGGAUCUGGAGGCAGAGAUUAAGGAGCUCAAGGACCGUCCCGCGCCGACACCACAGCCGGACAACCGCUGGAGUCUUCACGCUGUGGAGGAGGAGCGCAAGAAGAGACAGGCUGCCGAGGCCCAGCAGCGUCUGUUGGAGGAGCGCAUGAACGCUCUGUCCAAGAAGAAGAAGAAGGGCUCUCUCAACUGCUUCUAG